Sceloporus undulatus (fence lizard) is the source of this 1360-nucleotide messenger RNA. RefSeq names its product tRNA (cytosine(34)-C(5))-methyltransferase, mitochondrial-like. The record is from RefSeq and is a predicted model, not a curated record. Gene Ontology annotation, cellular component: mitochondrial large ribosomal subunit. Gene Ontology annotation, biological process: rRNA methylation. Gene Ontology annotation, molecular function: methyltransferase activity. Lineage: Eukaryota; Metazoa; Chordata; Lepidosauria; Squamata; Phrynosomatidae. The coding region runs from base 184 to 1356 and encodes 390 amino acids. The transcript is spliced from 6 exons.
CGCGAACUUUGCUCCUCGCAAGAGCGUCGGACUCCAACUCCCAGAAGCCCCAGCCAGCUUGGUCAAUGGCCAGGGAUUCUGGGACUUGAAGUCCAAAAGCAUCUGAGGGAGCCAAGUUUGGCGAUUGCUGUGAUAGAUUCACACACAAAACCCAGGGCUUUCCACAAGAGGGAGCUAAACGCGAUGCCAACCCGCAUCGUCGCUCCAAUGCAGACGCAGCCUUUGGGGCCGCGCUGCGAGGGCUGCUGUGGUUUAGUCUGGGCAACAGAGGCGGCGGAACGAGAGAGGUGGGACUAUUUCCGUGGCCAAGGAGCCAUGUUUUUGCUGCGGCUCUCCCGGGUUCGGCUUUGGGCGAGCGGCCGGUUGGGAGAGAGACAGUUUAAAACAAAAUCAGAAACAAAGCUUCAAAAGCAAAUAUGCCAGGUUGUUCUUGAUCAUUUUGAGAAACAAUACUCCAAGGAGCUGGGAGAAUCCUGGAACUCAGUCAGGGAAGUGCUUAUAGCGCCCCAAUGCUGGCAGUAUGCUGUCCUCCUUAAUAAAUUCAGCAUUUCCUCUAAAGUGGAGGAUAAUUUGCAUUUGAAAGGCUAUCACCUGCUUUUCCCAGAAAUUUCAUCAUUCAAAUGUUACAUCUGUAGUACUCCUGGUAGAUUCCCUGCUCAAAAACACAGAGCUGGUAGACUGAAGGAAUACUACCUGCUGAAUGCAGCAUCACUGCUAGCAGUGCUGGCCCUGGAAGUGGAAAAUGGAGAAAACAUUUUAGAUAUGUGUGCUGCUCCAGGGGGUAAAUCAAUAGCAACACUUCAGUGUGCUUGGCCAGGUCUUCUGCUCUCCAAUGAAUAUGAUAAUUUGAGAUCACAUUGGCUGAAGCAGACAUUGGAAUCAUUCAUUCCAGAAUCUGUGAUGAACAUAGUUAUUCUUUCUCAGCGGGAUGGAAGACAGAUUGGAAAUCUCCAACCUGAAAGUUUUGACAAGGUACUGGUGGAUGCUCCCUGCUCAAAUGAUAGAAGUUGGUUAUUCUCUUCUGAUAUCCAGCAGGCUACCCUGCGAUUAGCACAAAGGAAGCUAUUAUCUGCUGUACAGAUACAGCUGCUAAGGUCUGCAAUUAAAGCCUUGCGUCCUGGAGGGUAUCUGGUUUAUUCCACAUGCACUCUGUCAAAGGCCGAAAACAGUGAUGUCAUUACUUACAUCCUUAACUCUUGUAGCAAUGUUCAACCAGUGGAUAUGGGCCCCUUGGCCAGUUCAGCAUCCCAGGAAUUCACUUUUGCUUCAGGUGUCCAGCCUCAUGAACUUUUAGUACUUCCAGAAAGGGGGAAAGCAUGGGGACCAAUGUAUAUAUCUAAAUUAAAGAAAAUAUGAUGCA